UGGAGAAAAGACCCCCGGCCCCCCUUUUUAUGAGCGCCACGGAAAGCAAUUUACAACAGAGGACUAAGAACAGAGGGGGGGAGAAACUCCCCCGUCCUCACCCCUCCUGUUUCAGCGUUUUUGUGUGUUUUUGUGAGCUGGCAGACAUUUUUAGGAUGCCAGAGUCAAUAAGCACACAUCCGCGCAGGUCUUUAUUAUUGAUAUUGAACUCAAAUUGACCAAAAAGUCACAUUUGGAGUCGCAGCGCAGGGAAAUAAGCAGUUAAGCCUCUAAUCCCACAGUCAGACUUGAUACGAUCAGUCACGGGGGGAAGUCAUGCAGCAAACUUUAUUUUCCCUUGUGAGCCAAAACAAGAGAGAUUAUUCCAAUUUUAUCCAAUAUUUGCCCACACCCUGAGCUGUAAAUAUUUCAUAAAUCCUACAGUUGUGAAUUCCUGGCUCUCCACCAAGACGUAAUAAAAACAGGAGAAAUAUGCAAAGAAUAAUGUGCUUGUCAGGGGGACACAAAAACAGCCGUUUUGGGUCUGUUCUCGGAGGAUUUAUCCCACUACUCCUCAACAGGAGACAGAUUUCUGAAUAUGUGGAGUCCAAGGAGUAAUCGGUUCUUUCUUUGUAUAGAAAGGCUUCAGUUUUCAAGAACAGAGCUCACUUCUCCAGACUCUGUUGGAUCUGAGAGCGAUUUUAACCUGUGAACAGCUGAAGCAGUCGGUCCAGUCGACACUAAAGUGAUAAAAUAACAAAAACAAAGAAGAAGAAACGAACUUGGCAGGAUUUCACUCUCAGCUCUGUCUUUCUGUGAGGUGAAAUGACCUUUUUUUCUUUAUGUGGUCUGGCAGCUUUGGAGACGUAAUUGUAAAAGAGCAGAUAUUAGUUUAAAAAAUGAUUUUAAAUGUUGCUUAAAAAAAAAAAAAAAGUUUAAUCUGUUUAGGAGCAGAAACAGGCGUGUUCAGGGUUCCUAUACAGUUGGAGUUUCCAUACUUUUCCAAACCCUCCUUUUUAGAGUUAUAUUUGGAAAUACCUACUUUUCUAUUUUAGAUAGAUUAAGGUAAUAGUCUGGAAACAUAAAUAUUUUUCCAUACUUAAUUUUCAAUUUUCCAUACUUUUAAAACCUGGAAAUUGAUCAAAUUUAUUUCCACACUUUUCAAUCCUUUCCAUACUUGUGUAGGAACCCUAGGGCUGAUCCACACACAUGUGCACUCUUUACAAAACUAGUUUUCCUCCGUGUGCAUUUGCAUUUUCUGCUUUUGCUUCAUGCAUAUUUGCUUCCAUGUUUCACAGUUUCACUUGUUACUUAUUGUUUCUAAGAACUGCAGGAAUCACCUCAAGCAAAUCCUAAAUCAGUGCACCCCAACAGUUUACAUGUAGAUGUAGGGCUGGGUGAUAUGGCCUCAAAUCAAUAUCAUGAUAUAUUGAUCAGUUCACCUUGAUAACAAUAAAUGGACGAUAACUACUCCACCAGCUGCUCACCCCCUCCCACAUUAACUUCGUCUACUUCAGCCGCUCCAACUUUCUCUCCGUCCUCCAUCUCCUCACCUGUCUUUCCCUCUUUGUUACAGACUGGAUGGGGUGGAGUCACGUCUCUGACGUAGGACAGCGUCUUAAAGGGACGUGAGACCAUAGCCUACCUACACACAUCCAAAAACAACUUUUUUUAAUUUACUUUUUUGACACUGAACACACCGAUAUGGGCAAUGAUGUUGGUUAUUGUCGGAAAUUUCAGUAUCAGUAAAUUUUCAGUUUAUUAUCUAGCCCUACUGGAGCCUAAAUAUCAUGAUGAGGCAGCACCAACAAGUGUUGAUCACAGUGAAACACACUACAAGGUGGUUUAAACUUAGCCAUGUGAUGGAUAUUUAAAAGGACAGUCGAAAUAAUAACUUUUUCCGGUCUAUCGUCCAGCCCUAUGUAGACAAUAUUCAACAGAAUAUAAAACAGGCGAAAUAGAGGAUGAAGACGACGUAGCAGACUGCUCACCAGAUAGUUGUAGAUUUUUUUACAAACACUUUCAGGGCCGCCGUCAUCUGCACGACGUCUAAAACUAAUUUAGCCUCCCGAUACUUCAUAAAAAAAAGUGGCCUUAGCUUUUUAAAGCUGUUUCACCUCCACAACAAAGAGUAAAUUCAGGGACGUUAUCAAUCAAUCCUGAACUCACUGAACAAAUUGUUAGUAUCAUAGAGGAGAACAAGUGAGCCGGUCUGCAGGAUCUCAGGAGACAGAACAACAGCCUUAUCAAUAAGUGAUAACAGCGUACGAAACGGAACAAUGGGCGUUGAUUUUGAAAAGAAAGCACCACCUCGCCGCCGCCGCCGCUGCUGCUGCUGCUUCCCCAUCAGUGCUUUUCAAAUAACAGGCUCUUUUGUCUUAUCUGUGGAGGAGAGGAGCUCGAGGACUUUGCCCUUCAUCCCUUUGUUGUUACAGAGUCUCUGGUGGAAAUGGAAGAUCGGCCCGAAGGCGUGGGCGUGCGAGGAAGGGCUGGCAGCGGCGGCGCGGGCACAUCAGACUGGAGCUGUCUUAAUAAAGCUCCCCUCUAUCCACCCCAGAGAUCUCCUCACCCCAAUUAUACGCCUGACACCUCCACCCUCCCGCCGUCUCCUCUUCUUUCUCACACCCUCCACCCCUCCAUCUCAGCAUCCGGUUCCCAGCUCUGAUCAUGGCGCUCCCUUCGCCGUGCUCAAAGCCCCCAGAGGCCUGCACAUCGCCGGGCUGCUGGUGGCGUUUGUUUCACAGUCUGCCGCUCCAGCUGAGUCAGGGACGAAUCUUUUCUGGUAUCGACAAAAGAUCACAACUGCUCAGCCGCUGAGCGUGAAAACUUUCACUCUGACUUAAAGAAACAGUCGCCCACAGAUCCCGGUCUGACAUCUUAUUAUCUGAGGGGAGUUUACACCUUUACAUCAAACCUGUCAAUGCCGUUUAAGCGGAUCAUUAGAAACAACUUAACUGUAAGAAGCUAACCUGCAGAGACAUGCCUACAAGUCCCUCCGAGACUUUUUAAAAAUGAUCCAAAGAUCAGGUCUGACAACUCCACUCCUGAGACCGACUGCAUGUUCACAUCGUUUAUCUCCAUUUGAACGUGACAACCAAAGCUGGGAAAGCUGUCAAUCAAUCAGCAGCCGCGCCGACGGAGAAAUUACAACUUUUUUAAUGUUAAAAUUCAGAAACUUCACAGCAAAAAACAACCGCAAGAGCACCUCCAAAUCACAGAAAACCACCUCUCACUGCAAGUCUGAAACCUUUGAUAUGUUAACGCUUUUUAUGAAAAUCCAAACUCUGUUAUUUUUACUCUUGAUAGAAUCAAAAAGCGCCAACGUUUAACAGGCCGAAACAGAUGUUCACUCAUAUCCCAAACCAGAGGAGGAACAGAGAGACAGUGAAGGUGCAGCGGUCGAUAAUUUACAUAAAGUAGAGAGAGAAAGACGAAGCAGUGAAAGAGACUAAAACAACAAUUUCUAAGAUUUUCUCAGUUUCUAUCCUGAAUAAAAAACAUCCACAUCUAGAGCAUGAUGGCGCCAUUUCACGGUUUUGUCAUUUUUAACUUCAGUUUCAGUGAUGUGGUGGCAGCGCCGGAUCUAAACGAGUUCGUUACAGCGGAAAAAAGUGACACCAAAGCUGACAAAGACGCAGAAAAGUCAUAAAUAGUAACUGUUUUACCUCCUUCAGUAUUGGCCAAUACCGAUAUUGAUACUGAUAUUGGCACAAAAUCUUUUUUAAUAAUAAUAAUAAUGCAUCAGAUUUCAUAUAGCGCUUUAUCAGAGACCCUCAAAGCGCUUUACAUUGGAUACAUCAUUCAUUCGCUCACAGAAUCACACUUUGGUGGUGGUGGAAACGUGGCUGCCAUUCUGCGCCUACGGCCUCUCCGACCACCACCACACAACACUCACAAUCAUACACCAGUGGAGGACACACACUGGGAGCAAGGUGGGUUAAGUGUCUUGCCCAAGGACACAACGGACAGACUUGGAUUAGGGGGGAAUCGAACCGCCAACCUUCCGGUUAUUGGACGACCGCUCUACCUCCUGAGCUACUGCUGACUGGACUUUAACAAAAAAUACUGCCACAGGGCCGACAACAAUCCUAUUCCUAACUACUUUGUUAGUACCUUAGUACUUAGUAGUCAUGAUAACAUGGGCUCUACAUGCUCGGCUAGAUAGAAGUGCUGGAGCGGAGUCUGGAAUGGACUGCUUGUAUCAGAGGGCUGAUAUCAGAGAUUUUAGAUGCAGACCGUUAUAAUCAAAAAUGUGUCUUUAUGCUGAUAUUAGACCCACAUCAGAUGUUAAUAUCGGAUACAAUCUGAUAUUGAUAUCUAACCUUUAUCGGUAUCGAAUAUCAGUCCGAUGUUGUUAUCUGACCGAUAUCAGAUAUCAGUGUCUCAGGACAUCCCUAAUUAUAACUGAGGUAAAUAUUUCGCGCCCUCACGUCUCGGUUACAGAAGAAUUCACACUGAUAUCAAAUGGAUAAAAACAGAGUAAUAGCCAGUCACUGAGGCAGAUACAGAGGUCAAAGGUCAGAGAAACAGGCUCCAGCUUCACAUCGAUAACUGUACUUCAAACCUGAGUCUCCAUAACACUGAAUAUAUAUUACCAACCGUGAAUGCUGCAUGUAUCAUAACAACUUCGACAUAGAGCAGUACAAAGACUAACCUGUCAGCAUGAAGAACUCAUUUAUUUUAAAUAGUCCACAAAGUUAAUCCAAGACAAGAUUCUUCCUUUUUCACUGAAAAGAAAAACCGUGAUGUAUUUACUGUUUUUAUGAACGGGCUGUUUGUCAAAUAAAACAGUAAAAUUGUCAUUCAUGACACUUUCUAACUUUGCUACAAUUGAUUUGCUGAUAAAGCUCGGAAAUGAUAAAUGCUUCACAGAUAAAAAACAACACGAUCCAGAUAAGUCCGUCAUGAUUGGAAUAAGUUUUUCAGAGCGACACCUGAAUUAUUCAAACUCUCUUCGAUGACAAAUCCUCAUAACCGCAGAAAGAGAGACGAGACUGGAACAAUUUAUGAUUAUUAAAAAGUAUUGUUUAUAAGUCAUGGUUCAGCUCGAUUUCAAGAGUAUGAAAUAAAACAAAUUACAACACGACAGAGAAGGUGAACUUCCCUGAUGAAGUUCAAAGACGAUUAACUGUACGAGUUCCUCACAAACUCAAAUAACAGGACAGAAACUCUGAAUACAGAGCGGCUCUAUUUUCUACUUUUCAGACAGUUUUCAGCUUUGACCUUCAGACGCCUUCAUGGACACAGCAGGCCCGCAUCUGCCCAGCCAUCUGUCUCCAGCCGUCCCAUGAGGCGUCCUGUCAACGGCGCUCCUCAGCCCCGUCCUCUACUGUCCACAUGUAGGCUCGGUGUAAGAAAACCACUCCUCACUGACUGUGCAGGUUUCUGUUCCUGUACCUGCAAACCUCCAAAACCAGAGCUGACCUGACUGGAAAACCUUAAGAUGGCGUGUGUUUACGAAAACAUGCAGUUAAGCUUCAUUAUGGAACUAAAUCAAACCACUUGAUUUGUUCGGCUGCAGAAAAACAAACCAGCAAAGAAGAAGAAGAUAUCAGAGGAUAGACUUAUAUCUUCUAACCACUAAAACACUCAGACUGACCACCUCCAUCAGAGCUGCUGUUCCUCUGACGCCGCUUUAAUCUGGUUAGUCAGCACUUGGCUUGUUUUGAAGCUCGGUCGCUCUCACAGUGUUUGUUUACAAGGUUUAAAAGGAGCCAAAUUACACCUCCAGUGAAUAAGACCAGUAAAAACACAGUCUGGGGCGCCUCUCGAAUGCAGACUCGAGUCUUUCUGAGUCUUCUUAGUGGAUUUAGGACGUCAGGAGGGGCUGCCGGCUGAGCUGCCCCUUUGGUGUCAUCUAGUUUGUAUUUAGUGCUACCAUGACAACAAUCAAACUCUUCAAGUAUCAUCCGUUUAACCGAUUGGCUUCUUCACAUUUCAUGCAAUAUGACUGACGGUAACUAAGCAACCUGGACCUCAAACUAUUAUGAUUGACAGCUGAUUCAUCAGAUGCAGUAAACAGAGCCUUGCCAACUCCAAACUCACAAAAGAGACACGAUUACACAACUGUCAGUGUAGAAACACCAAAAUAAGUCCUCACUACAGUCUCCAAACACAACACAGUAAGGCUGCACGAUAUCAGAAAAAAAUAACAUUACGUUUUUUUCAACCCUGCGAUAUAGAUUAUGAUAUUAAAAAACACAGGAAUUUUUACUGGAUGACCUGAAUAUCACUUUAUGUUAUGUUGCACUGCUAAAAUCUUGUGGAUAAUUAACCUGCUCUGAUCUAACCUCUUUUUGUAAAUGUAAGUAAGAUGGCUUCUGUCUGUCUCAGAGAUCUUUUAACUUUUAUUGUUCUGGGAUGUUAUUCUGGAAACAGAUGAACACAGAACACGUUUUAGUCGACAUCAUCCUUCUUGUAACCGAAAUUAUUCCAGAUAACUGACUUUCUUUUUCUUUUUACCAACAAAUUCUUCAUUUUCGGUGGUUUUCUCUGUUCGUUGCUCAUUUUACAAUCCUUGUUGUUGUUACCAGUGUUGUGCCGAGAAUUGCACACACCUCGCAAAACGCGCACCGCUUAUAGUAGAGUGGUCCACGAAAUGUAUGAUUUAAAACCCAUACAGUUCUUAUUUGUUGGGCUAAACAGUGAUGAGGAAUGUUCCCAAAGUAAUUCUCAGCGGGUUUGCAUUUCUCGGCACAAUACCGGCAGCGCCAGAGACUCACUCAAUGUGCAGGGGCGUGGUUUCCUCCUCUCUGAUUUUGAUUGACAACUGGCAGGGUAGUCUGAUUGACAUCUGAGUAAAGAAUGAAUGUGAUUGGUGGAUCGCUGCACAGCACAUGCAGAGUACACGUACAUCGCGAUGACGAUGCUCAAACGAUAUAUCGUGCAGCCCUAUGACAAAGCUCUGCUCCGCUUUGCAGACCCUGAUCUCUGCUUGUCCUUGUCUGAGGAGAUAAUAGUUCAUAAAGGUGUGCCAAAUAUUUAAAACCCAUUUCCUAAAUUUGAUUAAAAGCAGCAGAUAAGAAAUUGAGAAUUUAAAAAGCUGCUUUGGUUGCAGUAUUUCCUCUAAGCUUUCAUUAAUGAAGUCUCCUCGGUGAAUGUAGUCCUGAAAGAUCACUGAGCAGAGACCCCGAGCCUCCUAAAAUCAAAACUUCUCUAACUUUUAAUUAUAGAGGAGCCACUUUGGAAGAGGAGGGAGCUUUUAUUAUUUCUACUGUACCUUAUCUUUCAGAUGAAGAUCCGCAGGUUGAUGCAGGGUGGAUAAGACAGCAGCUGUCAGGGUAUCUGCGAAGGGAAAUAAGAGAUCACUAUUACAUCUCUGUCUGCCUGUGACAUAAUGCAGAGCAGCCACGGAGCAAUCAGAGCAAUCAUGUCGUAUCUCCCUUCAAAGGCUGCUCCCAGUCCAGAACCAGGAAUAACAAUAACAAACUAUUAAUGCUGCAUUUACGUUCACUUUCAUCAGCAGAAAUAUGCAAAAAUGCGCCAUUAAAAGAUGAAGAAAGUUGCUUUGAAGAUCCAUCAGUUGGUGAUGUUUGCAUGACAGCAGGUUGCUUUGAUAUAAGCGAACAAAAUCUUUUGACAAAUCCCAGAGCUCAAACCCAAAUCUGAUGAUGGCAUCUCAGCGCGCAAUCUGCUCUGGCAAUCUGCUCCCAGGAAAAUAAAAUAAAAAACGAUGUCUCCUUCUUCUUCUUCUUCUUCUUCUUCACCUUGCCAGAGCACAAACCUACAGCAAGUUUAAAUAAUAUUACAAAUUCAUCUGCAAACUGAAAAGUGAAUUUCUGCAGAAAUGAAAAACCCUCGCUGGGUUUGAUUAGCAAUUUUCUUGGCUCUUGAAGAAGCUGACUUCUGCACGUACACCGAUGUAUUUAAUUUCCUGCUCCAUAUAGUCACUGCUGAUUAGUUUUCAAUUGAACAUUAAGCAUAAAAAAGCAAUCUCAUGCAUAUUCUCAGGGGGACUUCUGGGCCAAACUGUGAUUGUGAAAGACAUCCCAAUAAGUAUUCCUACUAUUUGUCAUUUUAGAAACUCAUUAACCCGACCAUCCUUCUGGAAAAUCUUUGAGUUGGCAACUUCCUGUCUGCACCUGUACCUAAAAACCCCCGCCGUAAUCACCUCAUAAACUUUUCGGGGGGAUGCUAUGAAACGUAAUGACCUCGUGGGAUCUCGACCCCCUCGUAGAUUAAUUCAAACAAAUGGUGAUGAUGGUGGUUUUGACCUCCAGCCGGGCUCAUAUCAGGAGUCCAGUAAGACUUGCAGAGGCAGCAUCCUCUGGAUUAGCGCGUGAGCACACCAGCUGGCAGCCACAUGCUGAUGCUGGUUCAGUUAAGGUUAAGGCGAAGCUUUCCUCCCCCUCACGCUCUCCAGUAUCUUUGUUUUGACAAAAGACCCACAGCCCCCCUGGACGGACAGCACAGCCGCUGUGUUUUAUAUCAAUAACAGCCUGCCUGAGUAGUGUGAUUCCACUGGACGUAAGGCCAUUAUCCUUUUGUUUCUGAGGUUUACAGUGAAAUGCCGGUCUCUGCUCCCCAUUUACAGGACCUCUAACAGAUUGGCUCUGAACUUAGAGCGCUGCCUGGGAAAACACAGAACAUCAGAAAGACAGAUAAGGCCUGGUGGAAAACAAAAUAGCGACGCAGGUUUCGACAAAGAUCCGAGACUAUCUCUAACAGCAUUAAAGUUCCCAGACCACAAAUUGCCCCUAAAUGCCUCUUGAUUUAUUUAGCUGAGUGCAUGGAUCUUAAAGCGAGCUGAGGUUCAGACGGUGACGUAGGAUAGUUUCACACGAGGAGGGACAGUCGAACCCGAAACACAGCGGAUCAGUCAGGCAAACGACAGGUUAAUAGUUUCCGAUCCUACGACUUGGAUUUAUGUUUUUUCUUCCAAAGCACACUACGAUGAAAACUCAUUUCACAGAUCAUAUAACGCAGAAAACUUUGCAUUUAAUGUCUGUCCGCUUAGAUUAAUGAUGCUGUGAGUGCUGCAUGGAUACAUGUGCUCCAUGCAGCACUCAGAGCGUCAUUAAACAUAGGUGGAUUCAAUGAUGAUGCCAUGAUAGUGAAGAGUGAGAAAUUAUGCAGAACAGUGACAUUUUAAUGCUUUUUAUCAUUUAUAUCAUUCGUGGAAAUCACCAAUUUUCAUUCCAGCCUUAAAAUCCUCCAUCGCAUCGAUAAUAGUAACAGGACAAAAUUAGAGUGUCUAACUGGGAUGAUAAAAUUUGACAAACCAGUUAGUCUAAAGCAGAUAACAGACAUUUACUUGAGAACAUUUAAUCAACAUACGAUCACAGAGUCUGAUGUUGAAUCAAACAGUAACCUCCAGUCUUAAGAAACAGAGCAGAAGUGCUAAAAACUGCAGUUCCUAGACAGCCCACUAGAGGGCCAGCUGCUAAAACAGUAUUUCCAGCUUCGGAAACAAACAGGUGACAUUACGGUGACUAAGUCUAUGUUAGAUAGGUCGUUGGUGUUAGCUAUAGCCGAUAAUGACAGAGCAGAUCGCUCAAUAGCCGUUUUAUGAUGACGAUAUCGAGUUUGUAGUUGUUGUAAAUUUAGCUUUUCCACCAAAUGAACAUUUUAGCAGUAAAUUUAAUCUAGUAUACUGUUUACACGUCACUUUUGUUGAGUAUAAUUCAUCAAGUUGACUUAGACACAGCCUUCCUACAUCUUCAUAUAUGUUUCCUAUAUUAAAAAAAUACUGCGUCAAAUAUCACUUCCGUGAUCGUUAGACGAGCUGACUCACCGUCCAUUUUAAAAACUCGUCUAAAAACACAUUUUUAAUCCUUAACUUUCAUUGAACGCAUUAGACUUUUUUUUAUAGAUGUUUCUUUUGUUUUUAAAUGUUUUUUUAAAGAAUGAAACAAUUAUGUUAGUGUUUAUUAUCUGCUAUUUUAUCUAUUGUUUUUAAUUGUUUGGAUGCCCGAGUUGUUUUUGUCUACUUCAGCACAGCACUUUGUUUGGACUGUGGUUGUUUUUAAGUGAUUUAUAAAUAAAGGUUAGAGUCGAGUCGAGUUGACAUCCUGGUGGUAGAGCAUUGUAUCUUUAGUUGCAAUGUCUGUGCUUCUACUUAGACACAAAACAUGACCACUAUUUUGACAUAUCAUAUAAAUAUUACUAAUUGAUUCAAACAAUCAAUUUUGGUGCUUCUUAACAAGGGUAACAAGACUUUGAUCGUCUAGUCAAGUAAACAUGCACAUCCCAGAAACACUUUAAUGUUUCUGGUUCUGAACAAACCCUCUAAAACUUUUUUUGUUUUACAAGCCCCACAAGUCAAUAUCAUUGGUCCUCCUAUUCAGAGAGCAUACGCUUCAACAGAGCCACCAAAAAUCUAAUUAUAGUUUAAAUUCCACAGAAAAAAGAAAAACAUGAGUCACUGUAGAGGGGUUGUUAUUCUCAGACUCUGGCGUGACGAUAUGGAGAAACCCUGACCAAAGCAAUCUGGUCCAGCCCGGACUUCAGACAAACGUAAACACCAUCCUUCACCUGCACAAUCCAAACCACAAACUGGAGCCACUACUGAGGGCGUACUCGAGUAAACACCUGCCCUCUGAGCCACUGGACAAGAGGCUUGUUCCACACUCAGGCUCUUCGCCUCCAAAACUGAAGAACUGUUUAUGGCGGUAUUGACUUUUCAAACCUCACAGCUGUGGAAAGACUCUGCUAUUGAUUUAGUAAAUGGAUACAAGAAGGUGGGAAAGGAGAUGAUACCACAAGCCUUCUGAAUCUGUCAGCCUCCUUUAAAACUAAUAAGAUGUGAUGAAGAGCGGGUAUUUUCCACUGCUGCUUUAAAUACAUUUAGACUUCGAGGGCCACCUAUAAUGUUGAUGUCUUAGUAUAACGUUACCAUAAUGGGUGUCCAUACAAAGCCUGGGAAUCCAAGUAUAAUGCAGUAUCAGCUGAUGUGUUUUCUAUGUUCUCUGAGCAGCUUGUUUCAAGAACUUUACAAGACUUGACCAGAAGAUGAUGAUGUCAGGCUCUGCCGUCCAAUCAGGACAGUGUUGAAGGAAACGCCCACCUAUAAACUCUUUUAAGGUUUCCCCUCACCACGACAUCGUUUUUUAUUAUCAAAACACCACUGAUGACUUUUUAGUAAACAGAGGCCAGUACAAGCUCGUUCUAUCUUAUUGACCUUUGUUUAAUGAUAGCAAACAUAAGAUGACUCAGAUAGCCUUGGAAGUACUUAUGGCAACAAAGCUGUGUAAAAAGUGACACCCACAAGCAGUGUCCGACUUUACAUGUGUAGCUGAAAUGAAGUGGUUCAGGCUUGACAAAAUGAAAGAUUAAAAUCAAUAUAAUUUAUUCUCUUUUGCGUUGAUUGUGGCGCCCCUGUGUGGACAGAGCAGUCAUUUGUACCUCUUUACAUUUUGUCAUCUUGUAAAUCUCACCCUUGGUUAUUUGGAGAGGGCUAAAAUGCUAAAGUUAAAAAAAAGGCUUUUUCAUUAGCACACAGUUAAUCAACCUGACAGAUUCAUGAUUUUGGUUAUUAGCAACUUUAUGACAACAAUCAAUCUUGUCACCGAUCGUCUCAUUUGCUUUCAUAAAUCACAGUUUUGGUCUGAUUCAAAAGCAGGAAAAGUCCUUAGAAGAGCUUAAAGCUAGGUUUGUAUAAAAAGAGGAAAGAGAGAGAGAGAUAAUCAAAAAGUUUCACUUUGCACAAUCACGCACAGCUCCAGAUCCUUUUAAUUCUACCCUGGUAGCAGCAUAAGUAAUCAACUUAGGCCGCUAUGAGAAGACUUAGUCACUCUUAAUCCCAGAUCAUAACUCCAGGGUGCCUGUUCUGAUCCCAAAAUUGGCGAAGGAGCUUCUUGGGAUGUUAGGAAUUAUAAAGACCGUUUAGAUAUCCUGGUCAGCCGCUCGGCAGAAACUCUUUUCCCUCAUACCUUCGCUUUAAGCUCUUCUUUUCCUUCCCUCUCUCUCCUCAACCUUAAAUGAACC
This is a messenger RNA of Xyrichtys novacula (pearly razorfish), 11904 nucleotides long. NCBI's taxonomy places the organism in Eukaryota, Metazoa, Chordata, Actinopteri, Labriformes, Labridae. The record is from the annotation of a GenBank genome assembly.